Emiliania huxleyi CCMP1516 is the source of this 768-nucleotide messenger RNA. RefSeq lists its product as hypothetical. Lineage: Eukaryota; Haptophyta; Isochrysidales; Noelaerhabdaceae. The transcript is spliced from 3 exons. Bases 1 to 768 code for a protein of 255 amino acids. The record is from RefSeq and is a predicted model, not a curated record.
AUGCGGAACCGACCCUAUCCAGUGGAGCCGCGGGACCACCUCGGCUACUCUAACGACUACCGGCCCGACGUCUCGGUGGCGGGCGCCGGCCGCUCGCGCUCGCGCCUCAUCGGCGACGUCAAGUUCAAGGACUCGCUCUCCUCCAACCCGGAGGACGUCGGCCAGCGAGGCGCUUUCGUCGGCCUCGGCAACACCGAGCCCGGCACGAGCGCGGACAUCUUCGGCCUCGAGCAGCGCGGCGCUGUCGGGGACGGCGACUUCAGGCCGAGCGACGGCGGCGGCUAUGUGGCGUACAAGAAGGCGGACUACGCGCACGCCCUCUCGCGCUCGGACACCGACGUGCAGAUGUACCUGUUUGAAACCUUCGGCGGGUGGUGCAACGCGGUCAAACGGCUGUUCUACCAGAUGAAGGACAAGGUGCGCAACAAGCUCUCGAAGCGGCAGCACGAGGACGAGGCGAGCUGGUCGACGCGGUCGUGGCUUUCGCUGCAGGCCCAGCGCAUGUCAGUCGCGCUGCAGCUCGCGGCGGCGGAAGAGAUUGCGACCGAGCUCAGGCUCGCCGCGGCCGGCAACACCAAUCCUCGCUACCCAACGCGGCCAAAGGAUAUCCACCUCGAGAACCUCGAGACCCCCUCCCCGAAAAAAUCCGCGUUGCGCUUGUGGGCCGCCCUCGCCCCGGAGCCCGAGGCGACCUCGCUCGCAGGCCGACAGCGACAUCCCUCUCACGCACACCAGGCGCACCCGCUCUACAGGCCGUCUGUGACGUGA